This is a messenger RNA of Cryptotermes secundus, 1163 nucleotides long. Its product is annotated as GRIP1-associated protein 1. Gene Ontology annotation, cellular component: postsynaptic recycling endosome; extrinsic component of postsynaptic early endosome membrane; glutamatergic synapse. Bases 291 to 1148 code for a protein of 285 amino acids. The record is from RefSeq and is a predicted model, not a curated record. Gene Ontology annotation, biological process: regulation of recycling endosome localization within postsynapse; regulation of modification of synaptic structure; neurotransmitter receptor transport, endosome to postsynaptic membrane. The transcript is spliced from 8 exons. NCBI's taxonomy places the organism in Eukaryota, Metazoa, Arthropoda, Insecta, Blattodea, Kalotermitidae.
CCUCUCGACGAAUACACAUACAGAACCGUUGACAGAAUACUGCCGCAACAGGGAAUUGCUAUGUCGAUGUGGGUGUAAACUACAACAGCGAAUAUUUGCAGAAUCGCCAGGUUGGAUUGCAGUUAUCCUAUUAGUGAUUCAUGGUGACCACUAUCGACCACUAAGGUUGUAACCAACAUUGAAAUAAGGAAAGUCUGAGCUUCUGCGGUCUGAGCCGUCUGAGCGGUCAGAGUGGUCUGUAGCAGUGCUUUUAGGUGAUAUUGCGUGUACCCAUUAAUGACAGUGGAAAUAUGACAUCGCAGCUGUCAGAUGAAGAAUUUCGAAGACUACAAACACAACUUAUUGAGCUAAGAACUGCUAACUAUGGGUUAGAGGAACAGUGCACAAAAUAUAGAAGUGAUAAUCAGGCUUUGUCUUCAAAACUUGGAGCUCUAGAGAGAGAAUACCAGAAAGCGCAGAAAUCUAUUGACAAAAGUAAGAAAGCGAAAGACAUAGAUCUACUUCUGAAUGAAAAUGAAAACCUUCAGGCAAAACUUGAAGCUCAGGAAGAUGACUUCCGCCUGCAAAAUGAGACCUUGCUUCGGGAACUUUCUUCUUUAACUGAAACAAAUGAUAAACUUCAACAUGAGUUAGCUGUAUUGAGAACAUUAAAUGAUGCAGCUAAUGCCACAGGAAAUUCAGCAGAAUUGGAGAGAGAGGGUCAUCACUUACAAGUGGAGAAGACAGGGUUGACAAGUAUUCUAGUUAGGGAACAUAGAAAGGCAGAGAUAAAACUUGAGGAACUGAGAGAAAUUAUCCAGUCAUUCAGUAUUGCAGGCUGCCAACAGAAAGAAGCAGGUGCAGAACAGGGUAACAGUGUACCAAGUAGUGAAGGAGAUUUUGUUCAAGUAGAUGAAACAGAUGUUGCUUAUCAGAAGCAAGGAACAAAACAGACAGAUCUUUUAAAAGAAGCUGAACAGACACUUCAGUAUUUGGAAGCAUACCAAAAGAACAUAGGGGGAUUGUUGACUCAUUUUGAAGCUGAGAAAGAGGAGAAAAAGCAAGUUCAAUCUGAAGUGAAACAACUGCAGAAUAAAUUACAUAGAAAACAAGAGUCCCUUUCGCAAUUGCAAGAAGAAAGAGAGAAGUUAUACAUAGAAAGCAGGUAGAUACAGCAAAUUAUU